ACAACCGGGACAGACACGGCGCGCUGGCAGUGGGACCGCAAUAGGAACCGGCCUAUUGUAGGCUAUCAUAGCAACUUUAACAAAUCAUACUAACAAAAAUGUUGGAAGCUACUAGAAAAACGACAAUCGCAUUUGUUAAUGCUGAGAUGAAGAUCACUAAAUAUAGAUAUUGAUCAAGUUAUUAGAGCGAAAGUCAACAGUUUUCUUCCAAGGGAAGGAAGUUUGUUGUGACGAAGGAAAUAGAAUAGGAAAGUCGGGAGGGACUGCGGUAACCGGAUAGUGCCCCGGUACCGGAUAGAAAUCAACCAUGGAGGAAUUUGGGUCUGCGUUGGAAAAGAACGUCGCAGAUUUGACGGUCAUGGACGUUUACGAUAUUGCCGCGGUGGUGGGUCAGGAGUUUGAGCGGAUCAUUGACCAGUAUGGCUGCGAGGCUCUGUCAAGGCUCAUGCCGAAAGUGGUGCGGGUCCUGGAGAUACUGGAAGUGAUGGUCAGCCGCAACAACAUAAGCCCGGAGACCGAGGAGCUGAGGCUGGAACUGGACAAACUCCGCUUGGAGAGGAUGGAGCGUCUGGAGAAAGAAAAAAAGCACAAAAAGGAGCUGGAGCUGGUGGAGGAUGUGUGGAGGGGGGAGGCCCAGGACCUUCUGUCCCAGAUCGCUCAGCUGCAGGAGGACAACAAGGCCCUCCUCACCACCCGGUCAAUCAAAGACCCCCUGAGUGAGGAAGACCUCCAGAGGCAUGAAGGCAUGUCGGAGAGAGAGCGGCAGGUGAUGAAGAAGCUCAAGGAGGUGGUGGACAAGCAGAGGGACGAGAUCAGGGCCAAGGACCGAGAGCUCACGCUGAGGAACGAGGACGUGGAAGCUCUCCAGCAGCAGCAGUCCAGGCUGAUGAAGAUCAACCACGACCUCCGCCACAAGAUCUCUGUGGUGGAGGCCCAGGGCAAGGCCCUCAUCGAGCAGAAGGUGGAGCUGGAGGCCGGCGCGCAGACGCGGGGACAGGAAGUGGGCGCGCUGAGACAGGAAGUGACACGUCUGCGGGAGCGCUUGAAGGGCGACGCGCCUGCCCGGGACCCUGAGCUGCCCCCUCCGCAGCCCCCCUCGCCAGCACAGUCUGGUACGGAAGCUCUGCCCGCUGGGGCCGAGAGCUUUGCCUGGCCAGAGAGACACUACCCCCCUGAGCUGCUGUUGGGGGGGUACGAUCCUGAGCCCUGCCCCCCGUCCCUCUCUCCCUACCCUGGGGGCCGUGACGAGGAGGAGGAGGUGGAGGAGGUGGAGGAGGAGGCGGCUUUGUUAUGGGAGGCGAUGUAUGAUGAGGACAUGUCUGCCGUGUUCCAAUAUUUCACCAAGGAGGCGCUGUGUGACGAGGACACCGCAGGGUUGGACACCAAGGACCCCAACCGGCCCAGGUUCACCCUGCAGGAGUUGAGGGAUGUUCUUCACGAGAGGAACGAGCUCAAGUCCAAAGUCUUCAUGCUGCAGGAGGAGAUCGCUUACUACAAAAGUGAGGAGAUGGAAGACGACACUGGAUCUCAGACUUCGUCACCCUCUCCUGAACUGAGGGCUCGGGCCCAUGCACAGCCAGAGUCAGGAAUCAAGCGCCUGUUUAGUUUUUUCUCCCGAGACAAGAGGCGGAACUCUCAGCGGAACGCACAGUAUGACGACAGCUUCGGCUCCUGGGCACGGAAAGAUGAUGUGUACACAGAAGAGGCCCAGGAGGCCUUGCAGCAGAUCUAGUCAUCCUGGACAGCGCUUGAUGAGGUCACUCUAAACACCCUUCCUGUAACAACCCAGCCCAUCCCUUAAGGCACUCUAAUCCCCAGCUUCUGCUUACCUGCUCCAUUCAGCACCCGAGGCAUGGUGAGACGAGGAGAUCAUGUUUUUGGUGAAGGGACUUUGGGGACCUGUGGUCUGAGACAGCUUGAAGGAGACUCUCAUUAAAAAUGCAUUUGAUCUUUAUUUAUCCCAAAGUGGACUGUUUAGAAUAGAGCGAUGGGAACGCAGGCUCCAAACGGCAGGAGAAUCGUAAGUGUGUGAUUGAAUGAGAGGGAGGCUAGCAGACGUGGUGAGGAGAGAAGUUCAGGAAGUGGAAUACAGGAAGUGGAAUACAGAAGGAAGUGGCUCUUCCUGUAGCUUAUUUGAUGAGACAGAUCCUAUAGAGAAGGUUUCAGUGACAGAAAAGACGUGGAUACAUUUUUCACUUUGACAUUUAUAUUGGUAAUAUUGAAAAUGAGUUAUGGAUUGGAUGUAUUACCUGGUCCCACAGACCUUGUGGUAAAAUAUUGACUCCAGGCAGCUCUGGGGAAUUGUUGCUCAACUCCUCCUUCACCAGCAGUGGCAGGUUUUGUUCAGUCGUUUUGGCACUGAUGUGAAGGCUUUUA
This is a messenger RNA of Osmerus eperlanus (European smelt), 2376 nucleotides long. It is a transcript of the gene rilpl1, whose product is annotated as Rab interacting lysosomal protein-like 1. The coding region runs from base 308 to 1732 and encodes 474 amino acids. Gene Ontology annotation, cellular component: ciliary basal body; cytoplasm. NCBI's taxonomy places the organism in Eukaryota, Metazoa, Chordata, Actinopteri, Osmeriformes, Osmeridae. The transcript has 10 exons. Gene Ontology annotation, molecular function: protein dimerization activity; small GTPase binding; dynein light intermediate chain binding. The record is from RefSeq and is a predicted model, not a curated record. Gene Ontology annotation, biological process: cilium assembly.